AUGGGUUCUCCAGAAUACGUGCGGGCGCACUGGCGAGAGGACACGUUCUUUGGGUACCAGUUCCUGAACGGGGUCCACCCGGUGGUGAUCCGGUGCUGCACGGAGCUCCCCUGCAACUUCCCUGUCACAUCGGCCAUGGUGGCCUCCUCCCUGGGGGAGAGCACCAGCCUGCAGGACGAGCUGGAGAAGGGGAACAUCUUCCUUGCUGACUAUAAAAUCCUGGAGGGCGUCCCGGCCAACACGAUCAACGGCUACCAGCAGUACAUCGCCGCGCCCCUCUGCCUGCUGCACCUGCAGCCCUCUGAGGAGCUAAUCCCUGUGGCCAUCCAGCUCAGCCAGUGCCCAGGCCCCGCCAGCCCCAUCUUCCUGCCCAGCGACUCCGAGUGGGACUGGAUCCUGGCCAAGACCUGGGUGCGCAACGCCGACUUCCAGAUGCUCAAGGCUGUCAGCCACCUGCUGCUCACCCACCUGAUCAACGAGGCCUUCUCCCUGGCCACCCUGCGCCAGCUGCCCAUGUGCCACCCGCUCUUCAAGGGCAUGAGCAUGGGACGCAAAGGGGUCAGCACACUGAUAGCCAAGGCCAUGAAAUGCCUGACCUACGACUCCCUGUGCUUCCCGGACGAUGUAGAGGCCCGCGGGGUCGGCUCCAUCGCCAACUACUUCUACCGGGACGACGGACUCAAGAUCUGGUUGGCCAUCGAGAGCUUCGUCUCCGGCAUCAUCGGACACUAUUACCACAGCGAUGCCCACGUCCUGGCCGACUGCGAGCUGCAGGCCUGGGCAGAUGAGAUCUUCCAUGAAGGCUUCCUGGGGAACCAGGCAUCCGCCUUCCCCUCGUCCCUGCAGAGCAUCCCUGAGCUCAUCAAGUACCUAACCAUGUGGAUCUACUGCUGCUCGGCCCGGCACGCCACCCUCAACAACGGGCAGUAUGAGCUCGGAGCUUGGAUGCCCAACUUCCCGGCCACCAUGAGACACCCCCCACCCCAGGCCCAGGGCACCACCUCCCUGGAGAGCUACCUGGACACCAUCCCGGAGGUCAACAGCACCAGCCUCAUCGUCUUCACCCUCUGGGUCAUCUGCUGCGAGCCGGGGGACUCGAGAUCCCUGGGCACGUACCCUGACGAGCACUUCACGGAGGAGGAGCCCAAGCAGCUGAUUGCAGUCUUCCAGGGGCGCCUGGCCCAGAUCUCCCAGGAGAUCCAAGAGAGGAACAAAUCCCUGCCCAUCUCCUACCGCUACCUGGAUCCCCACCAUAUCGAGAACAGCACAUCCAUCUGA
This is a messenger RNA of Emys orbicularis (European pond turtle), 1278 nucleotides long. RefSeq names its product hydroperoxide isomerase ALOXE3-like. The transcript has 9 exons. Gene Ontology annotation, biological process: lipid oxidation; lipoxygenase pathway; linoleic acid metabolic process. The record is from RefSeq and is a predicted model, not a curated record. NCBI's taxonomy places the organism in Eukaryota, Metazoa, Chordata, Testudines, Emydidae. Bases 1 to 1278 code for a protein of 425 amino acids. Gene Ontology annotation, molecular function: oxidoreductase activity, acting on single donors with incorporation of molecular oxygen, incorporation of two atoms of oxygen; metal ion binding.